AUGGCUUCCUUUCCAGACGAACCAACGCCAAAUACAGACACUCUACACGCACAUACACAGACACCUACAAAAUCACAAACCUUUAACAACACGGCCAAGCCAAAAGCACCGCGCAAGAAGCCGGCAGCUAAGAUGCCUCAGGCCAAAUCUCUCCUUUCUGAAGACCUAGGCGGAGGAUUGGCGCAAAUACUCAUGACCCAGGCCACGGACAUUGACUCGAUGAACAUCAUACAGCGUCUGCAGUUUCUGAAAGGUGAUGCCCUAUUGGGACCAAGAUUCAUCGACUUCAACCAAAGCAGCACGACCGUCGUCACGACUUCGAUCUCCUCCCGAGACAUACUUUCGCCGGCCCACCACAAUGUCUGUGAACAUCAUCAGCAAUGCAUCUCGACCUCCAUGACCGUGAGCUUCAAUGCCUCGAGUAUGAGCCUCAAUCAUAUCCCUGCAUAUCCCAAAAGAAAGAACAACGACAUCCACACUUUCACCCUCGAUGAUUUUACGGCCAUUUCGGCUUUGGGAUCACUUGUCGAGCGCUUCGGCAAAGUCUCCCACAUGGGGAUUCUAGAUCCCAGUUACCGGUUCUUCAUGACCAAAGACCGCCAAGCUGCACUGUAUUACAAGGUCAGGAACAAUGUUGCGGUCGUCGGAGGCGACCCGCUGUGUGAACCCGCCGAAUACGAUCGUCUCCUGGAGGAGUUUCGUCGUCUACGUAAACGACGCCGCUGGGGGAUGGUCUUUCUGGGCGCGACCGACGAAUUCGCGUCGUACGCGAGCAAGCAGAAAUGGGUGACGAUGCGCUUCGGCACCGAGCGAGUCCUCAACCCGCUCAACAACCCGGUCCUCCAGGAGAAGGAGCAGAAGAGGAUGAUUACGCAAAACAAACAGCUCCUCGACCCGGAAAAGGGCGGCAUUUCGGUCCACGCAUAUGCUCCAGCCCAAGGGCGUGACGAGAACCUAGAACGGGAAUUGCGACAGGUGUACGACCUGUGGCGCGAGUCUCGCAACCAAUCCGGCCAGCCACAGGCCUAUAUGACGGUCUUCGACCCAUUCGCCAUCCCCAUGCUCAUGACAUACCUGUAUACCACAGACCGCCAGGGUCAAUGCAACGGCUUCGCCGCAUUGAGAAAAAUCGGUGCAAACAAAGGCUACCAUAUUGACCCUUACUGCUCAACCCCUGCCGCACCAAAGGGAAUAACCGACCUGCUAGUCUUCUCCGCCAUGUCCCUCCUCCAACAAGCCGGAAUCGGCUACCUCUCCUUCGGCUUCGAACCGGCCACCCAACUCGACGAGGUCACCGGCCUCUCUCGCCCAACGACCGCACUCACAAAAUCCUGCUACCGUCGCGCCUUCCGCCACCUACCCAUCGGCGGGAAAAAAGCAUACCACGACAAAUUCCGCCCAGAUCCCGCAUUGGAUUCGGGACUGCACAUCAUCUAUCCCAGCGGCGCGCCGAGUCUGCAGGACGCCCUGGCGACGCUGCAUUUCGCCAACGUGGAGGUGAGGGAGCUUUUGAAGAGAGAGAUCUUGGGUGCGUGUGGCUGGAAACCCAGCCCCAAGCAGCAAGAUGCUGAACAGAAAAAGAAGAAGGGAGACAAGGGCGAAGAGAAAGAGACAAAGCAGACGACAACUCCGACGACGACGACGUAA
Molecule: messenger RNA, 1647 nt
Organism: Fonsecaea multimorphosa CBS 102226
Lineage: Eukaryota; Fungi; Ascomycota; Eurotiomycetes; Chaetothyriales; Herpotrichiellaceae
Exons: 1
Coding region: 1-1647 (548 amino acids)
Biological process (GO): phospholipid homeostasis
Molecular function (GO): aminoacyltransferase activity
Source: RefSeq, a predicted model, not a curated record